Molecule: messenger RNA, 3592 nt
Organism: Anguilla anguilla (European eel)
Lineage: Eukaryota; Metazoa; Chordata; Actinopteri; Anguilliformes; Anguillidae
Gene: prkag1
Product: protein kinase, AMP-activated, gamma 1 non-catalytic subunit
Exons: 13
Coding region: 227-1222 (331 amino acids)
Source: RefSeq, a predicted model, not a curated record
AGUCCCGUACAAAAUGGCAUGCAAUGUACAUGCGCAGUCUCUCCUCUCACCGGAAAUAAACAAGGGGAAAAUGUCUUGUCAAAUAAGGAUUUAAAAAGAUAACCUCAUACGAUAGCUAGGCAAGUGGACGUAUCGGAUAGGAGUCGCAGAACAAUAGCGUCCAACAUACUGACAUUUUAAGGUCGAAGUCGGCGCCCGUACAGAGUUGCGAUCCGGUGAAUGGGAUAUGGAGUGUGUCACAGCUGUUCUUGAUGACUUGGAGGGUAAAAAGGACACCCUAGCGGAAGUGGAGUUUGAGCACAAUGUUUACACUCGUUUUAUGAAGUCUCACCGCUGUUACGACCUGGUGCCCACCAGCUCUAAACUGGUCGUGUUCGACACGUCCUUGGAGGUAAAGAAAGCGUUUUUUGCUUUGGUCUCCAAUGGGGUGAGAGCAGCACCACUCUGGGACAGCAAGAAGCAGUGCUUCGUGGGUAUGCUGACCAUUACAGACUUCAUCAACAUCCUGCACCGUUACUACAAGUCCCCUUUGGUUCAGAUAUAUGAGCUGGAAGAGCACAAGAUUGAGACGUGGAGAGAAGUGUACCUCCAGGAUUCCUUCAAGCCCCUCGUCAGCAUCUCCCCCAAUGCCAGCCUGUACGAUGCCGUUUCCUCGCUGCUGAAGAACAAGAUCCACCGGCUUCCCGUCAUCGACCCCCUGACGGGGAACACCCUCUACAUCCUCACCCACAAGCGCAUCCUCAAGUUCCUCAAGCUUUUCAUCUCGGAGAUGGCCAAGCCGGCGUUCCUCGGCCAGACCCUGGAAGAGCUGGGCAUCGGCACCUUCCACAAGAUAGCCAUGGUGCGUAAGGACACGCCCCUCUACACAGCGCUGGGCAUUUUCGUGGACCAGAGGGUGUCCGCACUGCCGGUGGUGGAUGACAAUGGGCACGUGGUGGACAUUUACUCCAAGUUCGAUGUCAUUAACCUGGCCGCGGAGAAGACCUACAACAACCUGGACGUGACGGUGACCAAGGCCCUGCAGCACCGCUCGCAGUACUUCGAGGGCGUGCUCACCUGCCACCGCCACGAGACGCUGGAGGCCAUCAUCAACCGGCUGGUGGAGGCCGAGGUGCACAGGCUGGUGGUGGUGGACGAGCAGGAAGUGGUGAAGGGAAUCGUUUCCCUGUCGGACAUUCUCCAGGCACUGGUGCUGACCAACGGAGAGGAGGGAACGGCUUGAUGAAAGGAUGGGGGAAGGGACAGUCUUCUUCCCUUUUUCUCUGUCAUCUGUGGAAAAGGUGGAAUACUGGAGAAGGAGGGAGGGUGACCGAGAGGAGGAGAGAGAGGGGGGGAAGGGAAAUGUGUGUGGAUGCCCUGUUAAUAUUUUCUGAACAUGCCCUUAUACCCACACACACACACGCACACGCACACGCACACACGCACACGCACACACUCACACACACACUCUCUCACACUCACACACACACACACACUCUCUCUCUCUCUUUCUUCUUUUUCGCAUUGCAAGCGGAGGAGUCGAUAGAUUUUUACCGUGGCAACGCAGGUCGGGGGCAGCACAUCAGAACCCGCACAAAUGAAUGUCAGACCAGCAGAAACCGUCAAUCGCUGUCAAUACUUUUGUACACCUAGUGCUGGAGCUGCAGAUUAGGGGCAUCUUGUUUUUUUUUUGUUUUUUUAUACCUAACAUUUAGGGGAUCAAUUCCAUGUUUAAGAACAAAUCUUCCAUUCCCAUGUUUUUUUUUAGAUCAUUUCGUCCAUGUUUGGAAAGGGACCGCUAGCGUGAAUAGCGCUAACCGCGGGAGGGAACCGUGUUCCUGGUGUUUCUCUGUAGACCAUACUGAGAGCUCAGCGAAAGGCCCAUAUUUGGAAGUUACUUCCACUCCGUGCUCUGUGUAGCAGAGCUGUACUGACAUUUUUUAUCAUUUUUUUUUGGGGGGGGGGUAAUGCUUGGUAAUGUGAAGUCCUUUGUCACAAAAUUGGCAUUAUUGUUUCAAUUUCUAUUCAUUUCAUGGAUUGCUUUUUAACAGACACAAUGGCUGAAUAUUUAUGUAAUUAUGAGAUGUGGGGUUUUGAUCAUUUGUUUGGUAUUAGCUUUUUCACCCUAUGAUUAUUUUACUUAUUUCAUUAAACACUUAUUUCAUAGAAAGGAUUGAGAUCCGUGCCCCCGGAUUGGAAUUGGGUUCAUUUAGUCAUUCUUGUAAAGUGCGGUUUCUUGUUACUUGUUGAUCUGUAGUGCAGUUUUAUUUCAUAUCUUCUGGUGUAGUCUGAUUAUCUCCUGCCUGUGACUCGAGGUCAGGCCGGACCGCGGCGCGCCCCUGCCGGGCCGACAAAGCGAAAGUAGCCGAGUCCCGUGAACACGUGGGGCCGAACGGCUAUGGUCUGGCACCGGGGCGGGAGGCCCAGUGCGUCCUGACCUCGUUUUGUUAACCUUGCUCCUGACGUGUUGGGAGAUGGCUGUGAUUGGACUGUACGACACAGGAGGGGGCGUGUCCCAGCCCUCUCAGUCUCCCACAAUACGGGGCAGAAAGGCCUCUGUGAUCCUGAGACCAAAGUUCCUCAGACACUGGUCCUGGACACCCACUGGGCCGGCCCGUUUUCAUUUCACCAUUAAAAUCUACAACCAAUUCGGACCCAAGCAAUUCGGUGAAAUGAGUUAACCGUUCGAUCGACCGCUUUAACUGUUCGAUUAAUCGGUGAGCGAUGCCAAAAACCCGCGGACCCCGUGGUUCUCAAACACCCAGGGUCGAGGGACCCCUGAAGUUACAUGCCGGUUAACCUCCGCAUGAAAACCCAUUUAGGAAAUGUUCAGCAAUGAACCCUUUCUAGGCACGGUUCCUUUUACUUUUACUAGGAAAACAUAGGAUAUUGAAAUUGGUGAUAAUACAUAAAAACCUAACCAGCCCCUUUGCUUUAGAGGUCUAAAAAUGGCCAGUUUUUUUACCAGCAUCAGACUUUCACAAAAGAUAAUUCUGUGAAAAUGAAAUGAUACAUGAGCGUAGCUGAUCUUAUACCACGGGUAUAGGUUAGGCUCGCUCUGGCAAUAAGACUGGGCCGCUCUGGGUAGUUUCAGAGCUCUGGCCAACCCAGGAGAUUGCAUGCAGAAGAAAAGCACAGUAGUGAGUGGGGUAAGAGCACAAUGUGUGGACUGUAUCGUGCGUCUGUGUGCACAGAUACGAGGAGCGCAGACUUAAAAUACCGAGUUCACAGUCGGCACCUCACGAUUCCCCUGAAUUUUCGUCAGAAUGCCUCCAAAACACUUCACGAUCGUUAAACCUGCGCAGCACACCCUGAGCCAAACAGAAGAUUUCGUUGCAAAGUACACGUACUUUUGUUUUCAUUUUCAGCGGUUCUUGAAAUAUCAGUGGGGGUGUCAUGUCAGUUAUCAAGUGCUGCAAGAAAGGGCGGUAUGUGGGCAGUUGCUGAUGCCCAAUUACAUUUGCUGUUUUUAUUCAGAAUGGACAUAUUCCCUUCGUUUUUUUCAGAACUAUGAAUAGACAUGUAUACACGUGUAUAUAUCAGAACACCCAUUUUUUCUAUUCAUGUUAAUUUUUAAUUUGAUGCAUGACAAAUAAAUUAGAUUUUCUUUUUA